UCAAAAAUUUUAUAUAAAUAUGAUUUCUAUGACUUCAAACUAAGGACACCAAAUUUUUCCCUUAUUGUAUUUUUUAUCAGUAGUUUCUUUGUUCAACCACCCAAAACCUCUUGUCUCAGCCUUCAAAUACCCUUCAUCACGUACCUUUCUCCAUCUGAAAUCUCGAUCUUACUAUAUUUUUAUAUUACAAUGUCGUCAAGAAGUUACCACACAAACAUCUUAUGCAAAUAUCUCGUGAUCUUAGGCCUAGUCGCAUUCUUCUUCAUUGUCAUCUUCUUCAACCAAACCUACACCAAUUCACAAUAUUUCGACAGUAACAUAUUCACCAUAAAAUGUCAAGAGAGGCUCUUGCAGCCUAUGGAGGCGGCGACAAACUUGAGCCACUUGAUGUUCGUUUUGGUCGGGACUUCUCGUGCGUGGAAGCAUCGAAGAACUUACAUAGAAUCAUGGUGGAGACCAAACGUGACACGUGGCAAUCUAUUCUUGGACGUAAAGCCGUCUCCAGAGUUCCGGCCUUGGUCUCCGACCUUCCCGCCGUAUAAAGUCAACGAAGACCUCAAGAAACUGAGAAUCUACCGGAAGCUCCGAAACCCAAAACACAUUCGGAUCUAUAGAUCCGUUCUCGAGACUCACAGGCUCAAACAAGACGAGGGUGUGAGAUGGUACGUGAUGGGUGAUGAUGAUAGUCUUUUCUUCGUAGACAACAUAGUGGAUGUAUUGUCAAAAUACAACCACACGGAAAAACAUUACAUCGGAAUGUUUUCGGAGACGAUAAAAUCAAAUUUUUACUUAUCGUUUGACAUGGGGUUUGGAGGAGGAGGAUGUGCUCUAAGUUAUCCUCUGGUGGAGGCUAUGGCUGUAAAAUUGGAUGAGUGUGUUGAGAGGUAUCAUUACAUUUGGGCAGUAGAUCAGUUACAGAGUUUUUGUUUGGCUGAUUUGGGCGUUGAUGUUAUACACGAGAAAGGAUUUCAUCAGAUGGAUCUGCACGGUGACUUAUCGGGCUUACUCUCGGCCCACCCAACUGCACCUCUUCUCAGCCUCCACCACUUUGGGAUUGUCGCACCACUUUUCCCGGGCAUGGACCGUCAUGCCUCAGUCCUUCACCUAAUGAAAGCGGCCAACGUGGACCAAUCACGGAUGCUACAACAGUCAAUAUGCCACGUCAGAGCCAGAAACUGGACCUUCUCGGUCUCGUGGGGAUACUCUGCUCAUGUCUAUGAGAAGAUAUUCCCACGCAGCCACUUGAAGCGUCCCAUCGAGACAUUCCGUCCUUGGAUCCGAGGACGGCCUCCGUUUUACAUGUUUAACACAAGACCGGUUUCUCGAGAUCCAUGUGAAGCUCCUCACUGGUUUUUCUUUGAUUCGAUUGAACAAGAGAGCGAAGGAAUUGUUACUUCUUACACAAGGACGUUUCCUAGAAACAUGACUUCUUGUUCCUUUUCUGGUAAUAUUUCUGCGGAUCCUCUUGCUUCGAUCCGAGUCUUCGCUCCCAAACCUCCCAAACAGGGAAGAACAGUGGAAUGUUGCGACGUGGAAUAUGAGGGUUCAGAUGUCGCAAACAUAAUACUUAGAGAUUGUAGGAGAGACGAAAUCAUCGCCUAAUGAAGAGCACAAAUAUUGGUUAUAUUGUAAUUUUCAGUCUUCAAUCUAAUUAAUUAAGUUCCAAGUUGGUGUACGCAUUCAGCAACUAAUCAAGCUAACUCUGU
Molecule: messenger RNA, 1706 nt
Organism: Eutrema salsugineum
Lineage: Eukaryota; Viridiplantae; Streptophyta; Magnoliopsida; Brassicales; Brassicaceae
Exons: 4
Coding region: 190-1602 (470 amino acids)
Molecular function (GO): acetylglucosaminyltransferase activity
Source: RefSeq, a predicted model, not a curated record